Molecule: messenger RNA, 1648 nt
Organism: Medioppia subpectinata
Lineage: Eukaryota; Metazoa; Arthropoda; Arachnida; Sarcoptiformes; Oppiidae
Source: the annotation of a GenBank genome assembly
AUGAUUGAAAUAUUGGAGUUAGUAUUUUAUUCAUUAAUUAAGUGGUCGUUUGGUAUUACCGCCUGUGUAUUGGCCACAGUAUAUCUGAUCCACAGAUAUGUGUCCUUUCAGUGCACGUAUUGGGAGACACAGGGAGUGAAGACCGAUAGUGUGAGUCUAUACACGAGAUUCACAAAACAAUGGUAUGAAUGGGAACAGGAUUUGUAUAAACGAAAUGGGAAAAUAUUUGGGAUCUACGAAAUCACAAAACCCGUACUCUUUGUGUCGGAUCCGGAACUCGUUCGCGAUAUUCUGGUCAAAGACUUUCAUAUAUUCAAUAAUCGUCGGGAUUUUAGGACAGGCGCCGACCCAUUGCUGGACAAUAUGGUUAGUGUCGUUAGAGAUGAACAGUGGAAGAAAAUCCGGUCAAUAAUGUCGCCGACAUUCUCGACGGGAAAACUCAAGAAAAUGAUGCCUUUGAUAGUCGAGUGUCGGAACAGUUUGAUCGACAAUUUGGACAAAAUCGCCAAAACUGAUGGCGAGAAGGAUAUGAAGAGAUUGUUUGGCGCCUUCGCUAUGGAAGUUGUAAUACAAGUGGCUUUUGGCACAAAAGUGGACGCAAUGUUUGAUGAAAACAAUGUUAUUAUAGAUCACGCGAAGAGGAUUUUUGGCAAAAAUAUUAGCCCAAAAUUACUUCUCGUUAUAUUAGCGCCCAAAUUGGCCGCUCGUUUCAAGAUAUCAGGCUUUGACAGCAAUAUUACAAAGUUUUUCAAAGAAUUUACGCUAAAUAUUAUUGAAGAGAGAAAGAAGAAUAAGGACGGCGUCAAGAGAAUAGACUUUUUGCAACUUAUGUUGGAUUCGGCAGAAAAUAAUAAUACUCUCGACAGUGAAGAUCACGACGAGAAGGAUAAGGAAAAAUACAAAGAAAUACAGGCAACCGAUGACAUCGAGAAAAGUACUAAUUAUUACAAUACUUUCUCUCUCUCUCUCUCUCUCUCUCUCGAGGUCCGGCGCCGAACGGCAACUCUAACAUCGGAUGAACUGAUCGGUCAAUGUGUGCUUUUCUUUUUGGCCGGUUAUGAGACGUCCGCCACAACAAUGGCUUUAUGUCUGAAUGAAAUCGCAAAACAUCCAGAAGUGCAGCAAAAACUAUAUCUCGAAUCCAAAAAAUAUUUCGAUCAAUUCAAAGGCGUCGAUUACGAUGAGUUAAAUUCAUUGAAAUAUUUAAACGCCGUUAUUAUGGAGACACAGCGUCUGUUUCCGGCCGCUGUCUUCUUGGAAAGGGUUCCCAACGAAGACUACGUACUGAAUGGCACCGGAAUUACCAUCAAAAAGGACAAUAUUGUUCACAUCCCGACGUAUGCCAUGCAUAGAGACCCUGAAUAUUUUGCUGAUCCGGAUGAGUUUAAACCGGAGAGGUUUUUGGCCGAAAACAUAGCACACCAUCCGUACGCAUACCUACCGUUCGGCGCCGGACCUCGAAAUUGCAUUGGCAUGAGAUUAGCGCAGAUGGAGAUCAGACUCGCACUGAUAUCAGUGGUCAAUCGGUACCGUUUCUAUCCCUCAGAGGUUUGUUUUAAACCAUUGGAGUUUUACUUCACGGGAGGACUACUCGUCCCCAAAUCAGUGGACGUCAAAGUAGAGCGAAGGGUCUGAUUGUCUCAUAUCA